Molecule: messenger RNA, 213 nt
Organism: Linum trigynum
Lineage: Eukaryota; Viridiplantae; Streptophyta; Magnoliopsida; Malpighiales; Linaceae
Source: the annotation of a GenBank genome assembly
AUGGUAGUGGAUCCGAGGCAGUUGGAGAAGUGGGCACUGGAGACUGACAUCCGAGCACUGCUGGGAUUAGAUCGUGACGAUUCUAAGUACGGGGUGCAGCAGUCUGGUCCGCCAGCUAGAGAGGCUCAGUGUUACCUUCUUUUGCUGCUUGGGUCCACACUAAUCGUAGAUAAGAUGUUGGAUUUACGACCACUUUCCUACCUUGAGGCCUAG